Messenger RNA from Meloidogyne enterolobii, 250 nucleotides. The record is from the annotation of a GenBank genome assembly. NCBI's taxonomy places the organism in Eukaryota, Metazoa, Nematoda, Chromadorea, Rhabditida, Meloidogynidae.
UAUGAACAUCAACCAAAAGAUAGAAGGCCAAUUAAAGGAUAUCAUUACAUUAAAGGAACAAUGUGCUUUAGUUCGUUUAGAUACUGGAAAGGAAGUUAUUGCUUAUAUUCCUGGGGAGGGGCAUAAUUUGCAAGAACAUAGCCAGGUCCAUGUUCGAGGUGGGAGAAAAAGAGAUUUAAUUGGAGUUAAAUGUUGUAUUGUUAGAGGAGCUUUAGAUUGUGCACCUGUUAGGAAAAAGAAAACAGCUUAA